Messenger RNA from Cyclopterus lumpus (lumpfish), 1567 nucleotides. RefSeq names its product nuclear factor 7, brain-like. The transcript has a single exon. Gene Ontology annotation, biological process: protein ubiquitination. NCBI's taxonomy places the organism in Eukaryota, Metazoa, Chordata, Actinopteri, Perciformes, Cyclopteridae. Bases 55 to 1473 code for a protein of 472 amino acids. The record is from RefSeq and is a predicted model, not a curated record. Gene Ontology annotation, molecular function: protein binding; zinc ion binding; ubiquitin-protein transferase activity.
CUUCACGGGAGCGUUUCCAGAUAAAGGAGCGGCACCAUUCAGCUUAAAAAAAACAUGGCGGCUUCCAGCUCAGAGGAGGACUUCUGCUGUCCCGCCUGCCUCGACGUCUUCAAAGACCCCGUCCUCCUGCCGUGCAGCCACAGCUUCUGUAGAGCCUGUCUGCAGGUCUGGUGGACGGGGAAACAGGUCCACGAGUGUCCGGUCUGCCGGGCCGUGUCUCGAUGCAGGGAUCCGCCCCGUAACCUGGCCUUGAGGAACCUGUGUGAGACCUUCUCCCUGAGGAGAGGUCUGGGAGCCCCAGCUCUCUGCCCGCUGCACUCGGAGAAGCUCAAGCUCUUCUGUCUGGACCACCAGCAGCCGGUGUGCGUGGUCUGUCGAGAUGCCAAGAUCCACACUGACCACAAGUUCAGACCCAUCGACGAGGCGGCGCAGGACCACAGGGAGGAGCUCCAGAGGUCCCUGCAACCUCUGCAGGACAAGCUGCAGGUCUUCACCCAACUCCAAAUGAACUUCAAUCAAACGGCAAAGCACAUCAAGGUGCAGUCUCGAUGCACGGAGAGGCAGAUCAGGGGAGAGUUUAAGAAGCUCCACCAGUUUCUGGAGGAGGAAGAGGAGGCCAGGAUGGCUGCACUGAGGGAGGAAGAGGAGCAGAAAAGUCGGAGGAUGAAGGAGAAGAUGGAGGCUCUGAGCAGAGAGGUAGCAGCUCUUUCAGACACCGUCAGACACACGGAGGCCGAGCUGAGAGCCGAAGACGUCUCGUUCCUCAACGCCUACAAGGCCUCGGUGGAACGAGUCCAGCAGCAGCGCCCCCUGCUAGAGGAUCCGCAGCUGCUCUCAGGAGCUCUGAUAGACCAGGCCAAGCACCUGGGCAACCUGACCUUCAACAUCUGGAGCAAGAUGAAGGACCUGGUCUCCUACAGUCCCGUGAUUCUGGAUCCAAACACUGCCUAUCCCGAGCUCAUCCUCUCUGCAGACCUGACCAGCGUGAGACACGAGAAGAUACAGCAGCUCCCCGAGAACCCGGAGAGGUUUGCGUACUGGGAUUCAGUCCUGGGCUCCGGGUUUGACUCCGGGACCCACAGCUGGGACGUGGAGGUCGGAGACAACAAGGACUGGGAACUCGGGGUGUUGGCAGAGUCCGUUUGCAGGACCGGGUUCAUGGGGUCUACGGUGUGGAGCGUGGACUUCAGCGGCGGCGGCUACCGCGCGUUCUCCCCGGUGAAUAAAUACACGGAUCUCCAAGUCCGAAAGAAGCUCCAGAACAUCAGAGUUCAUCUGGACUGGGACCGAGGGAAGCUGUCGUUUUCCGACCCCAACACGGACACACACAUACACACCUUCACACACACCUUCACCGAGAGGCUGUGCCCGUACCUCUGCACCAGGAAUGCUCUCCCUCUGAAGAUAAUGCCCGUAAAGGUCUCCGUAAUACUGCAGAGUGAGAGAGCUGAAGAUGGAGUAUUUAAACCCUGAGGUCACAUUUAUGCAUAUGAGGAAUAAGACAGGAAAUGGUGUAUUUAUGGACUGUUUGUACAACGUUUAGAAACAGCAGUUUAUGAGUAUGCAA